GUAUUAAAAUGUAAAAUAACUAAACUUAAUUAUUAAACAUCGAAGAUAAUAAAAAAAAUCGGGAUUUUAAUUAUGAUUUUUCAUUUUGGUCUCAUUCAGAAUACAAUACAAAUGAAGAAGGAUUAUAUAUAGCCCAAAAUGAAAAAUAUGCAGAUUAAAGAAAGGUAUAUGAUCUUGUAGGUUCUUAGAUGUUAGAUAAUGCUUGGUAAGGCUAUCAUUGUUGUUUAUUAGCAUAUGGUUAAACUGGUGCUGGUAAAAGUUAUUCAAUGGUAGGAUAUAAUCCUAAUAGAGGAAUUGUUCCAAUUAUUUGUGAGGAAAUAUUUAAAAGAAUCGAAAAAAGUUAAUAUAAUAAUGAAGAAUAUGAAGUAAGUGUUUCUAUGUUAGAAAUAUACAAUGAGAAAGUACAAGACUUAUUAAUUCCUAUAAAUAAGAGAGUAUCAGGAGGAUUAAGGAUUCGUGAAAACAAUACAAUAGGAUUUUAUGUAGAAAACUUAACAAAAUAUCCAGUUAAAAGUUAUGAAUAAAUUGAAUAGAAAAUGGAAGAAGGUUCUAAACAUAGAACUAUAGCAUCAACUUAAAUGAAUGCAUCAUCAUCAAGGGCACAUACUAUUAUAACUGUUGAAUUUAGAAAAAGAUAAGAAAUAGAUGGAAGAAAAACAGAAAAAUUCUCAAUGAUUAAUUUAGUUGAUUUAGCAGGAUCAGAAAAAGUAGGCAAAACAGGAGCUUAAGGAGAUAGAUUAAAAGAAGCAGGACAAAUCAAUAAAAGUUUACAUAUAUUAGGUUUAGUUAUUUCUACAUUAGCAGAAAUCGAAAGUGGUAAUAAUAAAAUAAAAGUUCCUUAUAGAGAUUCUUGUUUAACUAAAAUAUUAUGUAAUGCUCUUGGUGGCAAUUCGAAAACAUUAAUGAUAUGUGCUAUUUCUCCAUCUUUUGAUAAUUACUAAGAGACCCUAUCUACAUUAAGGUAUGCUGAUUAGGCUAAGAAAAUUAAAAAUAAGGCUGUAGUUAAUGAAAGUGCAGUUGAUAAACUAAUAAGGUAAUUAAAGCAAGAAAACAUGAUCUUAAAAACUACUAUUUAGGAACUUAGGAAUAAAAUGAAUAAUAACCCUAAUUCAAGUUAUAAAGAAGUAGAAGAUUUAGAAGAUUAAUUAAAGGCAAUGGAUGAUUUAAUGAAUGAUAUGUAAAAAACACAUUAGGAGAGGCUGUUUUAAUACGAAUAAGAUGAUAAUAAAGAACAAAAAGAGAAUAUUGAUUUGCAAAAUACAGUUCAUUUGACUAAUUUAAAUGAAGAUCCGAUUUUAAAUAAUAAAAUUAUAUAUAGUUUAGAUAAAGAAUAUACAUAUGUAGGUAGAAAAAAUGCAAUCCCUCUACCUGAUAUUGUGUUAGGAAGUAUGGGAAUAAAAGAAAAGCAUGCUAUUUUUUAAAAAAUUAAUAAUGAAAUUUAUCUUAAACCAUACAAUGGUAAUUGUUAAGAUUAUAUUCAUGUAAAUGGAAAUAAAGUAGGAGAAAAAAUUAGACUUUUUAAUAAUGAUAGAAUAAUUUUUGGCACAAAUUCUACUUUUCUAAUAAUUAUUCCAGGCGAAUAAGAUAGAAACAAUGGCAAAAUAAUACCUAAAGAUAUAGAUUGGGAAUUCGCUUAAGAUGAAAUAUCAAAAAAUAUAGAAUUAAAUAAUAAUUAAGAGUAAUAACAAUAUGAAAAAGAUAUAAAAGAAUAACUUUCAAAUAAAUUUAAGGAUAUAGAAACUAAACUUAAUUCUGAAAAAUAAGAAAAUUAAGAUAAAAUAGAUUUUUAAAAAUAAUUAUAUGAAAUUAAAAUAAAUCAACUCUCAGAUAAAUUGAGAGAAGAAUCGUAAAAAUAAAAAUUAGAAAAAGAAAAACAUGAAGCUGAAUAGUAAAUGAAGGAAAUUAUUUCGAAACUGGAAGCAGAACGUAUCCAAAAGCAACUUGAAAGAGAAAAAGAAAAGAAAAAACUUUAAGACGAAGAACAAUUACGUGUAUAUAAAUUAAAAUAAAAAGAAAUAAUACAAUAAAGAUUAAGAAAAGCACUACCGAAAAUAUAAGAAGUUGGUUUCAUAGCUAAAGAAUUAAAAAGAGAAAUACAAUUUUCAACAAAAAUAAUUUAUAAUUACACCGAGCCAGGUGAAAUAGAACUAUAAGAGUAACGUUUGAAAAAGAAUAUAUAAAUUUUAGUCAAAAAUAUUGAAGAAGGUACUGAAUAUGUAUGGGAUUUAGAAAAGUUUUCAAAUAGAUAUUAUAUUAUAAAAGGUUUAUUAGAUAGAUAUUUUGAAUCUAAUAAGAUAGUCAAAUUAUAAAAAAAUGAAGACCCGUUUUGGGAUCCACCUGAAUCUUUAAUGAUAGGUUAAAGUUUCUUGAAAUUAAUGGGGUUAUCUUAUGCUUUAGAUAGUCGAAGUAAUUUAAAUUUAAUAGGUGAUAAUGGUUAGUGUGGAAAUUUAAGUGUAGGAUUAAUUCCUUGUAGUAUAGAUGGAAGUAUAAAUUAUGAAAACGAUAAUUAUAAUGAUGAUUUAUAGAUAGAAGAUCCAAAUGAUCUUUUAAAUAAAAGAAUGGAUUUUAAAGUUAUAAUUACAGAAGCGUAAAUAACUGAAAAUUUAUAUUAAAAUAUAUAUGUGGAAUAUUAUUUGAUGAACUCAAAAGGAAUAAUUAAUAAAUUCAAGACAAAAAUUAUCGAAGAAAGAUAUAUUUAUUGA
This is a messenger RNA of Ichthyophthirius multifiliis, 2702 nucleotides long. RefSeq names its product kinesin motor domain protein. The transcript is spliced from 8 exons. Gene Ontology annotation, molecular function: ATP hydrolysis activity; microtubule binding; microtubule motor activity. The record is from RefSeq and is a predicted model, not a curated record. NCBI's taxonomy places the organism in Eukaryota, Ciliophora, Oligohymenophorea, Hymenostomatida. Gene Ontology annotation, biological process: microtubule-based movement; cytoskeleton-dependent intracellular transport. Gene Ontology annotation, cellular component: kinesin complex; microtubule.